AUGGGGGCUUGCAUGAGCUCCAAUAAGGAGGAAGAGGAGCAAAAGAAACGGAGCCAAGCUAUUGACCGCGCACUCGAUGAGGAUUCGAAGAGACUAAGAAGAGAAUGCAAAAUUCUCUUAUUGGGCUCUGGCGAGAGCGGAAAGUCGACGAUCGUCAAGCAGAUGAAAAUCAUCCAUUUAAAAGGCUACUCGGAAGAUGAACUAUUCAACUACCGCCCCACCGUCUUCAAGAACCUAAUCGAAUGCGCCAAAGCAGUUAUAACGGCGAUGGAACAAUUCGAUAUCGAAGCGAGCAGCCAGGAAACCAAAGAAUAUUGCAACUAUUUGCUGCGAUACACGGUCGAGUCGGGUCCGACGGCACAUAUUGAGCCCAAAGUUGCGCCGGCAGUACAGGCCUUAUGGCAUGAUCCAUGCAUCGAGCGGCUCAUGCAGCAUGCCACGGAAUUCUACUUGAUGGACUCAGCUGAGUACUUCUUCGAUGAGGUAUCGCGAAUUUGUGCUCCGGAUUAUCUGCCGAACGAGAUGGAUGUCCUCCGCGCUCGAACGAAGACAACUGGUAUCUACGAGACCCGAUUUCAGAUGGGAGCUCUCAGUAUUCACAUGUUCGACGUCGGCGGCCAGAGAAGUGAGCGCAAGAAGUGGAUACAUUGCUUCGAGAAUGUGACCUCUAUCAUCUUCUGUGUGGCGCUGAGCGAGUACGAUCAGGUACUGCUCGAAGAGAGUAGCCAGAAUCGUAUGAUGGAGAGCUUGUUACUAUUCGACUCGGUUGUCAACUCGAGAUGGUUCUUGAGAACGAGUAUAAUAUUGUUCUUGAACAAGGUUGACAUAUUCAAAGUCAAGCUUCCUAGGUCGCCGCUAGGUAACUAUUUCCCAGAUUACUCUGGUGGUAAUGAUGUGAACAAAGCUGCGAAGUAUCUGCUAUGGAGAUUCAACCAGGUUAAUAGGGCCCACCUGAAUCUAUACCCUCACUUAACCCAGGCAACGGAUACGUCCAACAUUCGGUUAGUAUUUGCGGCCGUAAAGGAAACGAUACUCAAUAAUGCGCUUAAAGAUUCCGGCAUCUUGUGA
Messenger RNA from Daldinia caldariorum, 1068 nucleotides. Its product is annotated as G protein alpha subunit. Gene Ontology annotation, cellular component: heterotrimeric G-protein complex. Lineage: Eukaryota; Fungi; Ascomycota; Sordariomycetes; Xylariales; Hypoxylaceae. The record is from RefSeq and is a predicted model, not a curated record. Gene Ontology annotation, molecular function: G-protein beta/gamma-subunit complex binding; G protein-coupled receptor binding; GTPase activity. Gene Ontology annotation, biological process: adenylate cyclase-activating G protein-coupled receptor signaling pathway. Bases 1 to 1068 code for a protein of 355 amino acids. The transcript is spliced from 6 exons.